Molecule: messenger RNA, 3413 nt
Organism: Eptesicus fuscus (big brown bat)
Lineage: Eukaryota; Metazoa; Chordata; Mammalia; Chiroptera; Vespertilionidae
Product: filamin A-interacting protein 1-like
Exons: 2
Coding region: 185-2866 (893 amino acids)
Source: RefSeq, a predicted model, not a curated record
GAGCGCGCACAGCCCGCUCGCAGCGCGGCGCAACUGCGGCCCCCGCCCGGCCCGGCGCAGGCAGCUCAGAUUAAAGAAGCUGAUUGACCAAGAAACGGAAUCCCAGGAGAAAAAGGAGCAAGAAAAGGAGAAGAGGGUCACCGCCCUGAAAGAGGAGUUGACCAAACUGAAGUCUUUUGCUUUGAUGGUGGUAGAUGAACAACAAAGGCUGACAGCACAGCUUGCCCUUCAAAGACAAAAAAACCGAGACCUAACCACAAGUACAAAGGAAACACAUGCUAAACUAGCCCUUGCUGAAGCCAGAGUUCAGGAAGAAGAGCAGAAGGCAACCAGACUAGAGAAAGAACUGCAAACACAGACCACAAAGUUUCACCAGAACCAAGAAACAAUUAUGGCGAAGCUCACCAAUGAGGACAGCCAAAAUCGCCAGCUUCGCCAAAAGCUGGCAGCACUCAGCCGGCAAAUUGAUGAGUUAGAAGAAACAAACAGAUCUUUACGAAAAGCAGAAGAGGAGCUCCAAGAUAUAAAAGAAAAAAUCAACAAGGGAGAAUAUGGAAACUCUGGUAUCUUGGCCGAGGUAGAGGAGCUCAGGAAACGAGUGCUAGAAAUGGAAGGGAAGGAUGAAGAGCUCAUAAAAAUGGAGGAGCAGUGCAGAGAUCUCAAUAAGAGGCUCGAAAAGGAAACAUCACAGAGUAAAGACUUUAAACUCGAGGUUGAAAAACUCAAUAAAAGGAUUAUGGCUUUGGAAAAAUUAGAAGAUGCUUUCAACAAAAGCAAACAAGAAUGUUACUCUCUGAAAUGCAACUUAGAAAAAGAAAGGAUGACCACAAAGCAGUUGUCUCAAGAACUGGAGAGUUUAAAAGUAAGGAUCAAAGAGCUAGAAGCCAUUGAAAAUCGGCUGGAAAAGACAGAAUUCACCCUAAAAGAAGAUUUAACUAAACUGAAAACAUUAACUGUAAUGCUAGUAGAUGAGCGGAAAACAAUGAGUGAAAAAUUAAAGCAAACUGAAGAUAAGUUACAAGCUGCUGCUUCUCAGCUUCAAGUGGAGCAAAAUAAAGUGACAACGGUUACUGAGAAGUUGAUUGAGGAAACUAAAAGGGCACUGAAGUCCAAAACUGAUGUGGAAGAAAAGAUGUACAGCAUAACCAAGGAAAGAGAUGAUUUAAAAAACAAAUUGAAAACAGAAGAAGAGAAGGGAAAUGAUCUCCUGUCCAAAGUUAAUUUAUUGAAAAAUAGGCUUCAAUCACUGGAAGCAGUUGAGAAAGAUUUCCUAAAAAACAAUUUAAAUCAAGAUUCUAGUAAGUCCACAACAACAUUACACCAAGAAAACAAUAAGAUUAAAGAGCUCUCUCAAGAAGUAGAAAAACUGAGACUGAAGUUAAAGGAUAUGAAAGCCAUUGAGGAUGACCUCAUGAAAACAGAAGACGAAUAUGAGACUCUGGAACGAAGGUAUGCUAAUGAAAGAGACAAAGCUCAAUUUUUAUCUGAAGAGCUGGAACAUGUUAAAAUGGAACUUGCCAAGUACCAGUUGGUAGAAAAGACAGAGUCUAGCCAUGAACAGUGGCUUUUCAAAAGGCUUCAAGAAGAAGAAGCUAAAUCAGGGCACCUCUCAAGAGAAGUGGAGGCACUGAAAGAGAAAAUUCAUGAAUACAUGGCAACUGAGGACCUGAUAUGUCACCUCCAGGGAGACCAUUCAGUCUUGCAAAAGAAACUCAAUCAACAAGAAAACAGGAACAGAGAUUUAGGAAGAGAGAUUGAAAACCUCACUAAAGAGUUAGAGAGGUACCGGCAUUUCAGUAAGAGUCUACGGCCUAGUCUCAAUGGAAGAAAAAUCUCUGACCCUCAAGUGUUUUCUAAAGAAGUUCAAACAGAAGCAGCAGACAAUGAGCCGCCUGAUUACAAGAGUCUCAUUUCUCUGGAACGGGCAGUCAUCAAUGGUCAGUUUUAUGAGGAGAGUGAGGACCAGGAAGAGGAUCCGAAUGAGGAGGAAUCUGUGCUGUCCUUCAAGUGCAACUCAUCUACUCCCUGUCCUAUUAACAGGAAGCUAUGGAUUCCUUGGAUGAAAUCCAAGGAGGGCCAUCCUCAGAAUGGAAAAAUACAAACGAAAUCCAAUGGCAACUUUGUACAAACUGGAGAUCUAGUCCUAAGCCACACACCUGGGCAGCCACUUCAUAUAAAGGUUACUCCAGACCAUAUCCAAAACACAGCCACUCUUGAAAUCACAAGUCCAACCACAGAGAGUCCUCACUCUUACACAAGCACUGCAGUGAUACCAAACUGUGGCACCCCAAAGCAAAGGAUAACCAUCCUCCAGAACGCCUCCAUAACACCAGUGAAAUCCAAAACCUCUGCCGAAGGCCUCAUGAAUUUAGAGCAAGGCAUGUCCCCAAUGACCAUGGCAGCCUUUGCCAGAGCACAGACCCCAGAGUCUUGUGGUUCCAUAACUCCAGAAAGGACAAUGUCACCUAUUCAGGUUUUGGCUGUGACUGGUUCAGCGAGCUCUCCUGAGCAGGGACGCUCCCCAGAGCCACUAGAAAUCAGUGCCAAGCACGCGAUUUUCAGAGUCUCUCCAGACAGGCAGUCAUCAUGGCAGUUUCAACGUUCAAACAGUAAUAGUUCAAGUGUGAUAACUACUGAGGAUAAUAAAAUCCACAUUCACUUAGGAAGUCCUUACAUGCAAGCUGUAGCCAGCCCCGUGAGACCUGCCAGCCCUUCAACACCACCGCAGGAUAACCGAACUCAAGGCAUAACUAAUGGGGCACUAAGCAAAACAACCAAUAAAGUCACCAGCAGUAUUACUAUCACACCAACAGCCACACCUCUUCCUCGACAAUCACAAAUUACAGUAAGUAAUAUAUAUAACUGACCCUCAUCCAGUCUAUACUGAUUAUUGCAAGGAACUCAGUCCUCUUUAAUUAUCCCUCCACAUCCCCCAAAGACUGACUGAACUUGUACUUUGGGAAGGUUUGUGCAUGAACUAUUCAACAGUACCUGAAACUAACUGUUGCCUGCAUAAUCAUAUCAAGUGUGCACUUACUGUAUAUCUUUUCAUUUACAUACCUGUAUGAAAAAUAUUUAGUCUGCACUUGUAUAAAUACAUCUUUAUGUAUUUCAUUUUCCAUAACUCACAUUAAUUUGAUUGCAACUUGUCUUGGUGAAAUACCUUAACAUUAUAAAACAGUAAAUAAUUUGUUAUUUUUACCACUGCUUGCUGAAUUUUCUUUUGGUCAUUUUGUGUUAUAUUUUUGCAUGUAUAGUAGAAUUUUAUUUCCUGUUCAUAAUGUCUAUUAAUUCUUCCUUAAAAGAAAAAAAAAGAGCAGAGAACUUACUUCCCACUUACAGUCAACUUUUGAUCACAUAUAAAGGCAGAGAAAGUGGUUUAAAUAAAUAAAAAUUUAUGAUUUCAACAUGAA